This is a messenger RNA of Culicoides brevitarsis, 991 nucleotides long. RefSeq names its product protein SCO1 homolog, mitochondrial (gene Scox). The transcript has 2 exons. The record is from RefSeq and is a predicted model, not a curated record. Bases 165 to 938 code for a protein of 257 amino acids. Gene Ontology annotation, cellular component: mitochondrial inner membrane. Gene Ontology annotation, biological process: mitochondrial respiratory chain complex IV assembly; intracellular copper ion homeostasis. NCBI's taxonomy places the organism in Eukaryota, Metazoa, Arthropoda, Insecta, Diptera, Ceratopogonidae. Gene Ontology annotation, molecular function: copper ion binding; copper chaperone activity.
ACUUAAAAUUAAUGAAAACAGAGAGCCGGAAAAUUUAUUUUCAUUAAUUCCUGCUUUCCUUGAACACUAACGGAGAGUAAAGUCCACAAAAACUUGAUCGGUGCAACUCAAUUGCCACAUUGGAUACAAAAAUUACAAAAGUCAAGCAUUUAUUUCUUUAAAAAAUGUCAUUUUCCACCUUCAUCAAGUCGUCGUUCACGAGUAUCUCGCGAUUUUCACGACCGGCAUUGAGACAGAGCCAUGUCAGAACGUAUUGCGUGAAAAAAGAUCCCUCCAAGGGCAAGGGUCCCAUAACGUUCAAAACGUUGGCGACUGUCGCUAUUACAGGCUCUGGUCUAUUGGGUUUCAUGUGGUACGUGAAGGAUGAGAAAGAGCAGGCAAUGUUACGUGAACGCAAGCGAAUAUUGGGCAAAGCUGCGAUUGGUGGUGAAUGGGAAUUGAUUGACGCCGAGGGAAAAACGCGACACUCGAAAGAUUUUGCCGGCAAAUGGCUGCUUAUUUACUUUGGAUUCACCCAUUGCCCGGACAUUUGCCCCGAAGAAAUGGAAAAAAUGGCUGGAGUCAUUGAGGAUAUGGAGAAGGAAAAGGAAGCUCCACCAAUUGUUCCGUUAUUUAUCACUGUGGAUCCACAAAGAGACACCAAAGAAGUUGUCGCAAAAUAUGUGAAGGAAUUUUCACCCAAAAUUAUCGGACUUACUGGUAGCGUUGAGCAAGUUAAACAUGCCUGCAAGGCUUUUCGCGUGUAUUUCAGUGCCGGCCCACGAGACGAUGACAACGACUACAUUGUGGAUCACACAAUCAUCAUGUACUUGGUGAAUCCGGACGGAGAAUUUGUCGAUUACUACGGUCAAACGCGCAAACGGGAGGAUGUCAAAACCUCAAUUUUGAUCAACAUGGCAAAGUACGAUAAAUUGAACAACAAAGGUUGGUUCAGCUAGACCUCGUAAAACGAAAAAGUCACACAAUAAAAGUUCGUAAGCUAGAUAACAAA